Molecule: messenger RNA, 2655 nt
Organism: Nicotiana tabacum (common tobacco)
Lineage: Eukaryota; Viridiplantae; Streptophyta; Magnoliopsida; Solanales; Solanaceae
Product: putative protein phosphatase 2C 4
Biological process (GO): protein dephosphorylation
Molecular function (GO): protein serine/threonine phosphatase activity
Source: RefSeq, a predicted model, not a curated record
AACGCCAAGAGUUACUACUAUGCUUUCAUACUUAUAUUUCAAACAUACACCUCCUCCCAACCAAAAGUCAACGCCUCUCUCUCUCUCUCUCCUUCACCUCUUCUUUUUUUGCUCAUUUCUCCCAUUUUUCUCUCUUCACACUUAACACAAAUGAAUCUUUGAGGGCUUUUUGAAAGGUUUAACAAAACCACAAAAUCUGAAAUUUCUCUUUGGUUCUAUUAGUUUUAGAGGCUUUUUUCUUUAAAUGGGUAACGGUGUAGGAAAGCUCAGCGUCUGCUUCACCAGCGGCGGCGGCGGCUGCGCCGUCGAGUCCCGUCGCCGGAAGGAUUUCCCCUUAAUGAUUUCCGACCCACUUGAAGACCUGGGUCACUCCUUCUGCUACGUCAGGCCCGACCCGACCCGAAUUUCGUCCUCCAAGGUUCACUCCGAGGAGACCACCACUUUCCGGUCAAUCUCCGGCGCCUCCGUCAGUGCCAACACCUCCACGCCGCUGUCCACGGCGUUCGUCGAUCUGUAUUCUUACAACAGCAUCGAUAGGUCUUCGGCCUUUGAGGGGUCCACCUCCUUUGCUUCAAUACCUCUUCAGCCAAUUCCGAGAAACUCCUCUAUCCACUCCGGCCCGCUUUCGACUUCGGGGCUUAUUUCAGGUCCCGGCCCGGUUGAACGUGGCUUCAUGUCCGGCCCGAUUGAGAGGGGAUUUCAAUCGGGCCCCCUCGAUCGUGGUCUUUAUUCGGGCCCUCUUGAAAGAAGCUAUUGUCCUGAUCAGUUCCAAAGAAGUUAUUCACAUGGUUUUGCUCUUCGAUCCAGAGCAAGAAAAGGGUCUUUUAUCCGGGUCCUCCAAAGAGCUAUUUCAAAGACCUUAUCAAGAGGUCAAAAUUCAGUUGUUGCACCGAUUAAAGGGUCAAUUUCAGUGAAAGAAAGUGAUUGGAUAGUGGGUUCUGAGAAGCAGAACGAAUUGACAAUCAGCAGUGUGAACUUCAGCAGUGAGUGCAGCUUGGAUGAUGAUGACUCGUUAGAAAAUCAGAAUCUUCAGUGGGCUCAAGGGAAAGCUGGUGAAGAUCGUGUUCAUGUUGUAGUUUCUGAGGAACAUGGUUGGGUUUUUGUUGGGAUUUAUGAUGGAUUUAAUGGUCCUGACGCACCUGAUUUUUUAGUAACUAAUUUGUACCCAGCUGUUCACAAAGAACUCAAGGGAUUGUUGUGGGAUGACAAGUCAGAUUCAUCUAAUACUGAUAAUAGUACAAUCCCAGCUUCGAGUAUGGAAGUGAAAGAGGAAUCAAAUCAGAUUUGUGAUGAUGAUUUUACAAGGGAUAGGACUAAAGAUGGUUGUUCAAGAUGCGUUGAACAAGAGAAUUAUCCUUCAGCAAGAGAGGAUCUUUAUUUCGAUUCGCGGUUAAAGAAAAAGAGGGGGAAGGUUUCAAAGAGUAAGUACAGAGGAUUAGCAAAGAAAUGGGAAGAAAAUCAGAGGAGGUGGCGGUGUGAAUGGGAUAGGGAAAGAUUAGAACUUGAUAGGAGAUUGAAGGAGCAGCUGAAUGGAAAUGGUUCUAAUGGAUCAGGAUCAGUUAAUCAUGAAGAUGUUUUGAAAGCUCUUUCUCAAGCACUGAAGAAAACAGAAGAGGCAUAUUUGGAUCUAGCUGAUAGGAUGGUUAUGGAAAAUCCUGAGUUAGCUUUGAUGGGUUCUUGUGUUCUUGUUAUGUUAAUGAAGGGGGAGGAUGUUUAUGUGAUGAAUGUAGGCGAUAGUCGAGCUGUGUUAGCUCAGAAGAAGGAGCCUAAUCUCUGGAGCCAAGAUUUGGAGCGGAUCAAUGAAGAGACUUUGAAUGAUCUUGAGCUUUUAGAUGGUGAUGAGUCGAACAGUAUACCUAAUUUAACUGCUAGUCAGCUUAGUACAGAUCAUAGUACAUCUGUGGAAGAGGAAGUUCAAAGAAUAAGAAGUGAACAUCCAGAUGAUGCAUAUGCUUUGAUGAAUGACCGCGUGAAAGGUUCUUUGAAGGUUACCCGGGCUUUUGGUGCUGGUUUCCUGAAACAGCCUAAAUGGAACAAUGCGCUUCUGGAGAUGUUCAGAAUUGAUUAUAUUGGAACUUCUCCCUACAUCAGUUGUCUACCAUCUCUCCAUCAUCACAGAUUAGGGCCGAGAGACAGGUUUUUGAUACUGUCAUCUGAUGGGCUUUAUCAGUACUUCACAAAUGAAGAAGCUGUUUUAGAAGUUGAACAUUUCAUCUCAUGGUCACCUGAUGGAGAUCCUGCACAACAUCUUAUUGAGAAAGUAUUGUUUCGUGCGGCCAAAAGAGCUGGUUUGGAGUUUCACGAGUUGCUUGAAAUUCCACAAGGGGAUAGACGCCGGUACCAUGAUGAUGUUUCAAUUAUUGUUAUUUCGUUGGAGGGGAGAAUAUGGAGAUCCAGUGCGUAAGUAGGGAAAAAAAAUAAGAAGAUAAAAUCGGAUAGAGCUAUUCAAAGUGACAAUCAAACAUCCAAUUUUUGUUCUUUCCUUGUCACCAUUUUGUAAAAUAGCAGCUAAGCCCUGGAACCAGUGAUGUCUUAGUUGUAAAAUGUAGUGGUGAUGGGAUUGUAAAGGUAUUUAGAUGAACUCUUUAUCCGUUUAUAAGCUGUCAUAUAAAUUGUAAUUUCUCUAAUAAAUGACAUCUCUAAGAAAUUAAAGAA